GGUUACUCUUUUUUCUUAUUUAUUUUUGUUAUACCUGUUUUGCUCUAGUUUUUUAAUCCCUUCGAACUCUCCAUUACGUUGCUUCGUGAUCAUCGUCUCUGUAAAUUCUGCUGGCAGUGAAUUAGGGUUCGUUUGAAUUAUUGAGCCGAACUUGUGGCGGGUAUGCAGGGAUACUCGCAUUGGUUCGGAAUUUUAAUUUUCCACUGAAAGCUGAACCCCCUUCAAAUUUCUCUGCAUUACGUUUUGUUUGAUUUGCCUUGCAUUUUGAGCAAUACUUCCGUUUUCCCUAUUUUUAAUUAAUAAAUUUCAUAUGCUUGAUUUGCCUUGGUGUUACGGGAAGCGAUAAUACGAAAUCUUUAUAUUAUGCAUGCAGUUUUCAUGCUUUCAUGUGCAUAUUUCGCUUAUCUUGUUCGUUUUUCAAUCUGCAUUUGAGAGGAUUUCUGUAUCUAUGUUGGUUGGGAUAAUGUGUCUUGUGGAGAUUGAUAUAUUUUCUACAUGUAGACAGUUACUUAAUUUAGUUGCCUUAGUUUUUGAGAUAAGUGUUUUUUUCCCUUGUACUACUUGAGCAAACUCUGACUUGAAUGAUGAUAGAUGGCUGAAUUUCAGUUUGAUUAUAUCCUUUCUAUUGCCCUUCUCAAUUGAUAUUAUGCAGGGUACUUCAUCUUGAUGAAGUUUGCCACAUGCCAAAUGACAUUUGUGGACCAUCUGAUGGUUUCCGUGUCUCCCUACUGAUCUAAAGUAUUAUUCUGUAGGUCUCACGCACAGUGUUCAGCAAAACAAAUGGUAAAUGGUACUCGUUCUAGUCACAAUGCUAAGGACGAGGAAAAUAAUAACAGGAGGGUGACACAGGAUAGUGAGAAGGGAAAAAUCAAAUCACAUCCUAAUGUAUCAGAUACAACUGGUGUGAGAAGGUCUCCUAGAGAGACAUCAUCAAAGAAGAACAUUCCUAACCCUUCUUCAAGUACCCGUAAGUCUGGGCGACUUGAAAAUAGAGCACCACCAGCUCCUGUCGACAAAAGGAAAUCUGGAAGGAUUGAAAAAAAGAUGCCAAGUCCUUUGAGAAGAUCUGGAAGAACUAGGAGUCAGUCUUCUGCAGGUUAUUCUGAUUCUAAAAGCUCAGGGUCAGUGAGUUCAGACCCUAAGCCAAAAAAAGAGAAGAGUGUGAAACAGUUGAUAUUUGAAGCUAAGGAAGUAAAUGGAACUGAGGAACAUCAUCUGGGAACACCCCGGAUCAGAGUAAAGAGAAUGACUGCUCGUAUGUAUCGGUCUCUCUUUCAAUUACCAAAGGAAGAGCCUAAUAGGACCGAUAAGUUAAAUCAAGGUGGCAACAAUGGUGAAGGCCAGAUUGAUGAGUGCUCUAAAGAGAGUCAUGAUUGUGAAGAAAUCUCCAAGAAUGGUGUGCUAUCAUCUGAAGAUGGCAAAUCAAAAGAGAUGAGAGUUGACAUUGGGUCGAGUGGGUCUGUGAAAGAUCUGGUAGAAAUUACCAUGGCUCAAGGUUCAUUGGCACCAUCUAAUGUUGCGCUACCAUCUGAAGAUGGAAAAUCGAAAGAGAUGAGAGUUGACACUGGGUUGAGUGGGCCUGUGAAAGAUCUGGUAGAAAAUACCAUGACUCUAGAUUCAUUGGCACCAUCUAAUGCUGCAACUUAUGAGACUGGUCUGGCAUCUGAAAACUUUCACCCUGAUUACUGCAGAGAGGAAACAUUACAGGUGUUAGUGUCAAGCAAUUCCAUAUUGGAUGAAGAUUCUAUCAGGAACGGUGUUGGGGAUCGUAGAGGUGAAAACUUGAUACCUUCUAAGAGCAAGGAAAUCACUGUGGAUAUGGAUUCAGAUGUUUCUUCCAUGUUGGCGAAGGGUGACAAUUGCAACUUGACUCCUGAUGCUAGUAGCCUGUCAAGGCUAGGUGGCAAUCUUAUGGGGACUUACCGUCCAUCUAAUGCCACACUUUAUGAGACUGGUUUGCUACCUGAAAGGGUUCAGCCUGAUUGUUGCAGAGAAGAAACAUUACCGUCAAGCUAUUCCGAGAAUGGUGUGCUACCAUCUGAAGAUGGCAAAUCAAAAGAGGCGAGAGUUGACUCUGGGUUGAGUGUGCCUGUGAAAGAUCUAGUAGACAAUACCGUCACUCUAGGUUCAUUGGCACCAUCUACUGCCGCAACUUAUGAGAUUGGUUUGGCACCUGAAAGCAUUCAGGCUGAUUACCUCAGAGAGAAAGGGAAUUCCAUAUUGGAUGAAGAAGACUUAAUUAGGAUUAGUGUUGGGCAUGAUAGUAGUGGUGAAACAUUGUUACCUUCUAAGAGAAAGGGAAUCAUGGUGGGCAUGGAUUCAGAUGUUUCUGCCAUGUUGGCUAAGGGCGAUUACUGCAACUUGGUUCCUGAUAGUGGUAGCCCUUCACAACUAGGUGGCAAUAUUAUGGGGACCAACGGGUCAUGUUCCAAGCAAAUAAGGUUGGAUUAUAAUCCUACAGUCAGGGAGUCUUGUAUCCCUUCUGCAACUGAGCUUCAAGAUGGACAUUAUAUUGAUGCAAGCAUGCUGCAGAAGGAUUCUCAAAUUGAUAAUGAAAAAGAAUCUGGUUUAAUAACUAAUUCCAAUAGCAGUGCUACUCAACUAAAGGAGAGGUUGUCAAGUCAUAUUGGAUACAGAUGCAAAUCUGACUCCUUUAGUUUUGUUGAGUAUUGGGUUCCUGUACAAAUAUCUAAUCUGCAGCUUGAACAGUAUUGUUCUAUUUUACUUUCAAAUGCUUCAAUUCUUCGCUCCUCAUCAAAGGUUGAUAGUGUUGAGGCAGUUCGUGAUGUUCUUAUUUCUACCCGAAAGUGUUGUAGUCAUCCCUAUCUUGUUGGUCCGGAACUGCAACCUUCUCUUAACAAGGGUCUCGAACCAAUUGAGUAUCUUGAUUUUGAUUUAAAAGCAAGUGGCAAGUUGCAACUUCUUGAUUCGAUGCUUGAGGAGUUGAGGAAGAAUGAUUUAAGGGUGCUCAUUCUUUUUCAGUCUAUUGGAGGUUCUGGAAGGGUUAUAGGAAAUUAUUUGGAAGACCUAUUGCGACCAAAAUUUGGUUCAGAUUCGUAUGAACGGAUUGAUAAAAGUCUUCCGCCUUCCAAGAAGCAUGCCGCCAUGAAGAAAUUUAAUGAUAAGAACAACAGACGAUUUGUGUUUUUGUUGGAAACAUGUGCUUGCCUUCCAAGCAUCAAGUUGUCGUCAGUUGAUUCUAUAAUUAUAUUUGAUAGUGAUUGGAACCCAAUGAAUGAUAUAAGAUCCCUUCAGAAACUAACUCUUGAUUCACAGUUUGAAUUGAUAAAAAUAUUCCGUUUAUAUUCAUCUUUCACUGUUGAAGAAAAAGCCUUAAUCCUUUCUAAGCAAUGUAAGAUAUUUGACAUCAAUUCACCAAACUGGACUAUCUUUCAUAUGCUGUUGAUGUGGGGUGCUUCUUGUCUAUUUGACGAAUUGAAAGUUUUUCAUGAUGGUGAAAUUUCUUCAUCAAAUGUGAAAUCCUUGUUUGGGCAACCACUUUUGAAAGAAGCAAUGCAUGAGUUCUCAUCCCUACUAUCUCAGGAUGGAGAACAUAUUGAUUCAAGCAACUGUUCAACUUUAUUGAAAGUACAGCAAAAUGGGGCAACAUACCAUGCAAAUUCUUCUUUGCUUGGUGAGCUAAAAUUUAGGGUACUUGGUGAAGAGCCAACCCAAAUUUUUUGGACAAAGCUUUUGGAGGGAAAACAGUUUCAGUGGAAGUACUUAAAUAGUUCAUCUCAGCGAAGCCGGAAGAAAGUUUAUCAUUUUGAUGGUUCAGUCAAUGGGCCUGAUCUUGUAAAUGAAGGAGCAUCAAAGAAGCGCAGGAAAAUUAGCAACAAUAUUGUUGAACAGCCUUCUUCAAAAUCUGAAGAUGAAAAGUUAUCCAAUGGAAUCAAGGCAGAUAGAUCUCAAGGAAAUAAUGCUGAAUCUGAGCCAAAAAGUAGACAGCAUGAUGAGCAGAGGAGCUUACUUCUUUUGCUGAAGCCAGAGAUCAGAAAGCUUUGUGAUGUUCUUCUUCUUCCAGAUAACGUCAAGAGAAUGAUUGAUAAUUUUCUUGAAUAUGUUAUGAACAAUCACGAUGUCAAUAGGGAACCGUUUUCAAUAUCACAGGCUUUUCAAUUAUCUCUGUGUUGGACUGCAGCUUCUUUGCUGAAACACAAACUUGACCCCAUUGCUUCUCUUAUACAAGAUUUGAACUUUGAGUGUAAGAAAGAAGAGGUGGACUACAUUUGUUCUAUGUUGUGUUGUUUGAAGAAAAUAUUUUUAUACCGUACAGGAAAUUAUCAUGAUACCGGUUCUCCAAAAGCAUCUGGACCAUCAAACAGGGCAUAUUCCUGUACAGGAGUUGCACGAGAGGUUGAAUUGUUCAAAAAAGAUAUGUCCAAAAGUAUUAAAGAAAUUCAGAAGAAGUGUGAAAAGAAGCUGAAGAAGCUACAUAUUUUGCAAGAAGAAGAGAAGCAAAGGUUGAGAGCAGCUAUUGAGGAAGAAAAGGCUAAAUUUGAGGAAAGGUACAAAAUAGAGUCUGCUGUUAUUCGAUCCUGCUCUCCCAAUGAUGUUACAAGAAUGGAAAAGCUCAGGGUUUUGAAUACUGAAUAUGAAAAAGGAAUUGAAGAACUAAAAUUUCACCAUGAUUCAUGUCUCAAGGAUCUUGAGGACAAGCAAUUAGCUGAAAUACAGAAGUUUCAAGAUAAGGAGGCUGCUUGGGUAGAAGAUGUGAAAUCUUGGGCCGACAAUGAAUAUCUAAGCAUAAUUGCUUCAAAGGAACUUGGAACUGGGGUUGAAUCCUUGCAGACUUGUGAUCAAGUACUGCCUGACAGUGGUCUAAAAAAUCAUUUGGCUGGUACUGCUGCGAAUCCUCCUUCAUCCAUGGAACAAAAAUCUGAUGGAGGUGCUGUAAAUGAACUUUCAGAUAGAGAAUUAAGACUGAGUAAUGGUCCAGAUAACAAUACCCUUUUGAGUCCACAGAACCAAAAUUCUGGGGGCCCAUUAGAUGUCCAAGGUUUAGAUAGAGUUUUAUCACCAAGGGCUUGUCAAGCUGCUAGUUCAAGUGAUGGUCCGAAUACAAUUUCCAUUCCAAAUCCACUUUUGGAGCAACAAACUACCAACGGAGUCCCUUUGAGUAUUCCAGCAGCAGUUGAUUUUCAUGAUGAUAUAGAGCAUUUAACAAAUGCUGUGUUGGGGGAUAAAAGAACCACAUCAGACCAGCAGGAAGGAGCACCUAAAACCAUGACAGAAUUGUCCCAGGGGACUCCAGUAUCUAGAACAGUUAAUGUCACGGAUCCUCCAGAACAAGUGCAGCAUUUAUCUGUGGAGUCCUCUCCUCACCAUGAUAUAUCUGGGGAAAUGUUGCAUUCUUCCAGACAACCUGAACUGUUAUCUAGUGCAGUUGAUGUUGCACCCGCUGAUCAAUCCAAUCAUGUUUCACUGAUCGUGAAGCCUGUGGAGCAGGUGCAACAAGUAUCAUCUGCAGAGCUCCCUUCUUCCCAUCUGGAUUCAACUAAUUUACCUUUCACAACCGAACUUGAACAUCAGCCAACUGUGGUUCCAAAUCAAGACGUGCAACCUGAUUCAAAUUUGGAAGUUGAUUCACAUUCUCAUUCACAUGAAGUUUUUGUGCACCCUGCCUCAAAUUCAGACCCUAAUACAGUUACACCUAGUGAAGUAAGAGUGCAAUCUGCAGACACAACAAAUUUGUCGACUCCUUUGGAGAUAAAUUAUCAAAAUAUGCAAGCUGAAACCCAUUCAUCUUCCAGAAUGGUGCAUUUAAGCUAUGAUCCGCUCAACAAUGAAUUGGAUAGAAUACAAAAAGUAACAGAACAAGCAGUGAAAAACUAUGAAGAUAAGAAAUCGCAGUUGAAAACUGAUUUUGAAAAGGAAUUAGAGGAACUCCGUAGGAAGUAUGAUGUUAAAUUUCAAGGAAUUGAAGUUGAAUUUAAACAAAGAAAGACGACUCUGGAUACAAAUCGUAAUGUAGUUCAUAUGAAUAAGUUCUUGGCAGCUGCUUUUAGGUCUAAAUGCUCGACUCUUAAACCAUCUUGUACAUCAGGAAUGCUGCCAGAUUCAGGUUUCGCACAGCAGCAGUUGCUUCAGCCUUCAAAACAACAAAGUACUAGUUGGCGUUCCCUGCUUGCUGGUUCUUCUUCCUCCACCACGACUAGCUCUCAGCAUAUGGUAACACCUAUACGGGCUGGUUACAGUGCAUCAGGAUUUUCCCACAAUGUUUCUGCAAGAUCACCAAUUAUUGACACCAUUUCUUUGCCAGUUGGAAAUCCUCAAGCUGGUGUAGGUCAGAUACGAGCACCUGCACCACAUCUCCAGCCUUAUAGACAAUGACAUAGCUUUUUCUUUUUCUUGUUUUCUCUCCCUAGUUGGGAGAGAUUCUUACAUAAAUUUUGGCGGGAAAAAUAUUGUAGUACUGAUGCCGAUGUCAGUAGUUUUUUUUUCUUUUCUUUUCCCAACGCUUUGUUCUAAUUAUAGAUAUAUUAACAUGUAUAUAUGUAAUUAAUUGUCUGCCAAAUUUUCUCUGGGAUGCAAUGAAUCAUGAAUGGCUGGCUGGCGGUUAAGACGAAGCA
Glycine soja is the source of this 6572-nucleotide messenger RNA. RefSeq names its product helicase protein MOM1-like. Lineage: Eukaryota; Viridiplantae; Streptophyta; Magnoliopsida; Fabales; Fabaceae. Bases 781 to 6333 code for a protein of 1850 amino acids. Gene Ontology annotation, biological process: heterochromatin formation. The transcript is spliced from 11 exons. The record is from RefSeq and is a predicted model, not a curated record.